This is a messenger RNA of Hemisphaericaspora subhashii, 1899 nucleotides long. It is a transcript of the gene ARO10, whose product is annotated as phenylpyruvate decarboxylase. The record is from RefSeq and is a predicted model, not a curated record. Lineage: Eukaryota; Fungi; Ascomycota; Pichiomycetes; Serinales; Debaryomycetaceae. The transcript has a single exon. Gene Ontology annotation, molecular function: thiamine pyrophosphate binding; magnesium ion binding; carboxy-lyase activity. The coding region runs from base 1 to 1899 and encodes 632 amino acids.
AUGACACCAGUUAUUGAGAUAAUUGACGAUAUUAACACCCCUUCAAAUACCCCUUCACCAACACCCAUUGCAAUACCAAAUGAAUUACAUUUGGGUGAAUAUUUGUUUUUGCGUAUCACACAAGCAAAUCCUAAAUUGAGAUCUAUUUUUGGUAUACCAGGGGAUUUUAAUGUUGACUUAUUGGAACAUCUUUAUUCGCCAGUAGUUAGCGAAAAGGAGGUCAAGUUUGUUGGCUUAUGCAAUGAAUUAAACGGAGCUUAUUGUGUUGAUGGUUAUGCUAGAGCAAUUGGUGGAAUGAGUGUUUUGAUUACAACUUUCGGUGUAGGUGAGUUGUCCGCAAUUAAUGGUAUUGCUGGUGCGUUUGCUGAGCACAUUCCUGUCUUACACAUUGUUGGGACAACAACUUUAAAACAACAAUCACAGUCCAAAGAUGAUCAUGAAGUCUUGAAUUACCACCAUUUAGUACCCUCUAAGGAUCACUUGCAUUCACCAAACCAUGAUGUGUACAAGAGAAUGGCAAAGGAUAUAUCUGUGGCUCAAGAAUCCUUAGACGAAGACAUGGACAGUAAUAUUACUAAGAUUGAUCAUGUUUUGAAUGCAAUUAUUCAGGAUUCGAGACCAGGCUAUUUGUUUAUUCCUUGCGACAUUGUCAAUGAAUUGAUACCUGCACACAAGUUGUAUAUGAACCCUUUUGAUUCUUCUCCGAAAUACAAGCAUACUGAAAAGUCAAUGGAGGUUUUGGAAGAUCUAACUGAUGAAAUCCUUAAUAAGCUAUACACGUCCAAAUCUCCUUCCAUCUUGUCGGAUUGCUUGAGUAGUCGAUUUGGUUAUCAAAAAGAAUUAGACAAAUUGAUCAAGAAAUUCCCAGCCCACGUAUUCAAAUUAUUCACUACUCAUAUGGCUAGAAAUGUUGAUGAAUCGUUACCAAAUUAUGUUGGAGUGUAUAAUGGAAAAGCAUCCACCAAUCAGAACGUUUUAGAAGAAUUGGAAAACAACACGGAUGUCUUACUUACAUUGGGGUAUUACAACACUGAAGUGAACACCGGGGCAUAUUCACGCGAUUUCUCCAAGAUUAAUCAUUAUAUUGAAAUUCAUCCAGACUACGUGAAGAUGAAUCAUCAGUUCUUUCACAUUAAACAAAAGGACGGUGGGAGAUUAUUCACUAUUGGUGAUUUAAUUGAGGAGCUUGCCUCACGGUUGGAUAUCUCCAGGUUUUCUCGGAUUCCAAAAGUUCCAAUGUACAACUAUUUCCCAAGCACGUUUCAUUCACCUUCAGUAGAAGACGCGCGUUACGUUCCUCAAACUAAAUUAAUUGACCAUUUUAACAACUAUCUUAGACCAAAUGAUCUAUUAAUUGUCGAAACUAUGUCAUUUGCUUUUGGUAUGCCAGAUAUCAAAUUCCCACCAAACCUUCAAUAUUUACUGGCACAUUUCUACGGUUCCAUUGGCUAUGCAGUCCCAGCAACCUUUGGUGCUACCAUGGCCCUUAAUGAUAUUGGGUCUGACCGCCGUAUUAUCUUGGUACAAGGAGAUGGUGCAGCCCAGAUGACAGUCCAAGAAUUGUCUAGUUUUAUCAGAUAUAAGGACAUUUUGAAUAACAUGCCUGAGAUUUACUUGAUUAACAAUGACGGCUAUACAGUUGAAAGGGCUAUAAGGGGACCAACUAGAAGCUACAACGACAUCAAUGGUAAUUGGAAAUGGGUAGACUUAUUUAAGGUCUUUGGUGACACCGAAAGACAUGAAGCAAGAGUAUUGAAGGAUGUAGCUGAGUUUGAAGAUUUUUUCAGUGGUAUUAAGAGGGGAGACGACAGAAGCAAGUUACGGUUCUACGAAGUGAUUGCUGGUAAAUAUGAUGUGCCUGAUAAGUUGAAUAGUAUGUUAUGUAAGAAGAAGGCAUAA